AUAGGAUAUAUUUAUACUGAAGAAAUAUAUAGGUAUAUAUGAGAAAAAUAGGCAGCAGGAAAUGGAGAACACGUGCCGAAUCGAAUAUGUUACUGUGUAGAAAGAAUGUGUCAGGGGUUGGAAAUACCAGCACAAGCUCGCAGAGUGAGUGGAAUACGAUCAAUAGCAACCUCGCAUUCUCGUAAUCGCUAUUUUCGGCACCCCGUCUUAUUUUUCAACCCUUCGGGGGCUGGAAAUGUUAACGAACAACAUUCUCGAAAAAUCUCAGUCAUCUGGAUCAUCACGAGUUAUAAUACACGUUAGAAAAUUAGGACCUGGUGUCGACGUAAAGAGUAUGAGAAACAAAAUACCGAUGCAAAAAACGAAGAGAAGAUCAAUAAAAGUAUUGAAGAUUAUGAUGAAGCGUAUGGCAUUUGGUAGAAUAAAAUCAGUGCCUAAAUUAGAAGACAAAUUGUCUUGUAAACACUCGACAUUUAAAUUACAAUAACAAUAUUAUUAAAAAAUCUAAGAAGAAAUACUUAAAAAAAACCACGUUAAUCAUUACAUAUUAUACAUAUACAUAUAUAUUUUUAUUAACCAUUAAACCUAACAAGGAAGAAACGAUAGAACAAAUUGAAAUAAAACGAUAAAAAGUCAUGAAGCUAGUGAAUUUGGGUGCUACGGCGAUAAACUACCUCCUUUUUAUGUACAAAUUGUUUAAUACCGAGUUGAUUUUAUUAUCCUCAAGAUAUAAAGUAUAAGUUAAUUUUUUUUUUUUAAUAAUUUCCUGUAUGAUUAGCCUAUCAUAGUUAAUUAUUUUAUAAGUUGUAUUAACUUAUUCUUAUCAAUUGGCCUGUCAUGGUAUAGACCUUUAAUUGCUUCUGCAUGUACAUAUAAAUGUAUAUAUGAUACAUGUACAAAUGUGUAUAUAUUAAUUAUAUUUACACUGUAAAAAAUAUGACUGAGCGAAUGGAAUUAAUUUGAAGAAAAUAAAAAGAUACCGAACCAGUAAUGAUAAUAAUUGGAUGAGUGAGUUGCUAAAAGUGUUAUUUUUACAACUGGAGAACCCACGAGUUACUGAGAUCAAAACUAGCAAGAUAAUAACAAACAUUAUUAUUAUUAUUAUUAUUACUAUUAUUAAUUAGUCAGUAACAAUGACUGAACAGUAUGAUCCUGAUUUCAUUUGGCUGGUAGUUGUUGGGUUUAUAGUAGCAUUUAUACUGGCGUUUGGCAUCGGAGCUAAUGAUGUUGCUAACAGUUUUGGAACAAGUGUCGGUGCAGGAGUGUUGACUAUUUUUCAGGCAUGCAUACUAGCUACAAUAUUCGAAAUAGCCGGAGCUGUGUUGAUCGGUUACAAGGUGUCUGAUACAAUGAGAAAAGGAAUCUUGGACGUCGGUUUGUACGAAGGAUUUGAAAAAGAAUUUAUGAUUGGUUUACUGUGUAGUCUCACUGGUUCUGGGAUUUGGUUGUUGUUUGCUACAGCAUUAAGAUUACCCAUUUCUGGUACGCAUUCGAUUGUUGGUGCGACUGUUGGUUUUUCACUUGUAUGCAGAGGUACUGCUGGCGUAAGAUGGAUGGCCUUAUUAAAUAUAGCUGGAUCAUGGUUCGCGAGUCCAAUACUCAGCGGAAUUGUAUCAGUAUUAUUAUUCUGGUUGAUAAAAAAGUCAAUAUUAAACGCUAGAAUGCCCCUUGAACGAGGUCUUCGUGUCCUGCCAAUUUUUUAUGGCCUCACACUGUCUGUUAAUAUUUUAUCUGUUAUUUUGGAUGGACCAAAACUAUUGAUGAUGGAUAACUUGCCUAAGUGGGUCAGCGGAGUAGCAGCGGUGGUAGCAGGAUUAUUAUCCGGCCUGAUAGUCCUGGUGUUUGUGGUGCCGGUUCAGCGUCGCCGGAUAAUGCUGAGCAACGCUCUGGACCCGACGAGCUUCGGGGCUUGUGACAGCAAAAAAGAAACAACGCCUUUGUCGGUGAUAACCGAGACCCCGAACACGACCAACAAGGUGGCCAAGUCUGGUGAGCAGCCAGGUCUUAGAGGAAACAACAGUGCGAGUCCUCUGUUACUGACAACCGGCGGAACUGAGAUCUGCGACGAGGGUAUCACCGAGCCGGUAGACACCCAGAAUCACACAGAAGACAAUCCUGAGGUGGCGAAAUUAUUCUCCUUCCUCCAAGUGCUCACCGCAGCUUUCGGGAGCUUCGCACACGGCGGCAACGACGUCAGCAACGCCAUCGGACCCCUGAUAGGUCUCUGGGCUGUCUACGCUGAAGGAUCUGCUAAACAAGAGACUGAGACACCCCUGCUGAUUCUUCUCUACGGAGGAGUCGGCAUUUCUGUUGGAUUGUGGAUCUGGGGUAGACGCGUCAUUCAAACUCUGGGUCAGGACCUUGCUAAAAUUACACCCACUACUGGUUUCACUAUCGAAGUCGGUGCAGCAUUGACAGUUCUUCUAGCCAGCAAAGCUGGACUGCCUGUCUCUACGACCCACUGCAAGGUCGGGUCCGUCGUCUGCGUAGGCUGGGCUUCGCGGGGCGGCGAAGGAGUUUCCUGGACACUCUUCCGAAACAUCGCUUUCGCCUGGCUGAUAACCGUCCCAGCUGCAGGAUUACUUUCAGCUGGGUGCAUGGUCGCCAUGAAACAAAUCGUAGAAAUGUGAUAAUAACUUUGAAGAAAUGGUCAUUAUUUAUUAAAUAAUUAUUUUUAUUUA
Molecule: messenger RNA, 2681 nt
Organism: Cotesia glomerata
Lineage: Eukaryota; Metazoa; Arthropoda; Insecta; Hymenoptera; Braconidae
Gene: NaPi-III
Product: sodium-dependent phosphate transporter 2
Exons: 7
Coding region: 1134-2630 (498 amino acids)
Biological process (GO): phosphate ion transmembrane transport
Cellular component (GO): membrane
Molecular function (GO): phosphate transmembrane transporter activity
Source: RefSeq, a predicted model, not a curated record